Portunus trituberculatus (swimming crab) is the source of this 1151-nucleotide messenger RNA. RefSeq lists its product as uncharacterized. Lineage: Eukaryota; Metazoa; Arthropoda; Malacostraca; Decapoda; Portunidae. The transcript is spliced from 2 exons. The coding region runs from base 35 to 838 and encodes 267 amino acids. Gene Ontology annotation, biological process: DNA integration; DNA recombination. Gene Ontology annotation, molecular function: DNA binding. The record is from RefSeq and is a predicted model, not a curated record.
UCUUUCUACCUCUGCCAUUAAGGGUUAUAAGGCCAUGCUGAAUGGAGUCUUUGCAAUCAGGGGCAUGGACCUCAACAAUGACCGGGUGUUGAGUGCUAUUGUCAAGGCGUGCUCUUCUCAACCCCGCAGACCUACUAGGAAUCUUAGUCCUUCCUGGAACCUGGAUGUAGUUCUUCGCUACCUGUCCAAGGCCCCCUUCGAGCCCCUUCGGCUCUCGUCCUCCAGGGACCUGACCAGGAAGACUCUUUUUCUCCUGGCAUUAGCUACAGCGCAGAGGGUAGGGGAGAUCCAGGCCCUCUCCUCCCGGACUAGCUGGCAAGGACAGGAUCUUAUGGUCUGCUAUCUCCCUGAGUUCAUUGCUAAGACGGAUACGGGAGUUCACAGCACGGCCUGGGAAUUCCGUAUUAAGAACCUUACUUCCAUUCUCGGUUCCAUGGAUGAGGAGCGCUUUUUGUGCCCUGUUCGGGCUCUCUGCCACUAUUUACAACGGAUUGCUUCAGAGACAAGGCCCAGGAAUCUGUUUGUUGCAGUUAAACGCCCUUCUCGACCUAUGUCGAAAGCGGCCAUCUCAUACUUCCUCAGGGAUACCAUCAAGUCUGCCCAUGAGGCUAUUUCUGACUCUGUCUGCCUCGAGGUCAAUGCCCGUGCCCAUGACAUCUGUGGCAUUGCUGCCUCCAUGCUCCUCUGGGAAAACUGCUCGGUUCCGACCAUCCUGAAGGCAGCACACUGGAAGACUCACUCGGUCUUUGCCGACCAUUAUCUCCGCAAUAUAGUGCGGAAGGAAGGUGACGUUUUUUCCCUGGGUCCAGUUGUUGCAGCCGGUCACAUUGUGGGCUGACAACUACCACAAGGUCCUCCUUGCUCUGGGGUAACGCUUCGGCUCCCUCAGGUGAAUACCCCAGUGCUCCCUUACACUGCUCGUCUUAGUUGAUUGGAUCAGUAGCCAGGGUUCUCUCCUCUGCGUCAGGGUAUUGAGCACGCUCCUGGAACACUCAUCCCCUGACCCCUAAGGCCUGCUCCCUUUUAGACACACGGGUUAGGAGGACCUCCCAAACCCUUAGCCAAGCCCGCUGGCACCCCUAUGCUGCCCGGCCUCAGCCAAGAGUCAGGUUCUCUCCUUUGAGAAAUAACUGACUGGUUGUCCACGCAGU